Menidia menidia (Atlantic silverside) is the source of this 1571-nucleotide messenger RNA. The record is from the annotation of a GenBank genome assembly. NCBI's taxonomy places the organism in Eukaryota, Metazoa, Chordata, Actinopteri, Atheriniformes, Atherinopsidae.
UGUGAUUAUUUAUCAAGAGUUCUGUUUUUGACUGAAUCCUCGGUAGGUGUAAUGCUCCCCGCCGCCGGCAGGGGGCGCCAACAGCCCGAGUCCUCAUUCAUUUCCACACGGAGAGAAAGAUGGCGGAGCGGAGCCGGAGCGGCUGAGCUGCGGGCGCCUCGAGCAGAGCAAAAGCGCACGGAGUCACCGUGGGAGGGUGGCGUCGUGUCGGGAGGAAGGAGGCCCCUCUGGUUAACCUCUGACCAGGUCUGUGUUGGGUUUUAUCCACCGAACGAGGCGAUAAAAGCAGCGGGGAGCACCGAGAAGAAACCAUGAGCGGGGAAAUGGUGUGCGGCGCUCAUUCGGUGGCCGUGUUGAGCUGCUCCAGAUCAGCCGUUCUCGAUGAGAAGUCGGCGGUCCGUUUGGCUCAGGAGGGCGGCCGCCCCCCGGUUUCCGACCCGGUUUGGACCGAGCCGCCGCCGCCGAAGCUCCACUGCCUCCGCGGCCCCGCCGAGCUCCCCCUGUCGCUAGGCAACGGCCUGAGCCACGCUCCGCUCCACGCCAAGAACGGCGGCGGCCUCCUCAGCCACCAGCGCAGAGCCGCCCGCUCCGGAGCCAACGGGAAGAAGUCCUCCCGCCGAACGGCAGCAGGAAAGAACUCCCAGAACCGAAAAGUCACCGACUUCUUCCCAAUUCGACGGAGCUCCAGGAAGAGCAAAACGGAGCUGAAGUGCGAACAGAAGAAGCUCAUAGACGACCUCAUCACGAACGGAAUAGAGGAAGGAAUGGAGGUGCAGCACAUGGAGGGGAAGGGCCGGGCGGUGUUUGCCACCCGCUGCUUCCAGAAGGGCGACUACGUGGUGGAGUACCACGGAGACCUGCUGCAGAUCACCGACGCCAAGAAGAGGGAGGCCGAGUACUCCCAGAACCCGGCCACCGGCUGCUACAUGUACUACUUCCAGUACCUCUGCAAAACCUACUGCGUGGACGCCACCCGGGAGUCUGGCCGCAUGGGCCGGCUCAUCAACCACAGCAAGAGCGGGAACUGCCAAACCAAACUGCACGACAUCGAGGGCGUGCCCCACCUCAUCCUGGUGGCGUCCCGGGACAUCCAGCGCGGCGAGGAGCUGCUCUACGACUACGGCGACCGCAGCAAGGCGUCCAUCGCCGCCCACCCGUGGCUCAAGCACUGACCGCCGGGAUCCUGACCGCUACUAAAAUGCCUUAGAAACCGAAUGUCUGCCCCUCUCUCGUUUUGGCCCAGGUCCCGGAGGAGUCCCGUCCUUUCAGCUUGUUUUUGUUUUUGUAUGUUUUGUAGGCAGACGGACGCAGGAGGUAGUAAAACGCUCUGCAUCUUUUAUACCGCUUUUUAAAAAAAAAAACAAAGGAAAAAAGAAAAAGGAAAACAGGAGAUGUUAGACCCCUAGCAAUACGGAGCCGGCGGUUUUAAGGAAGGCUGGACAGAGGACGGUCGGAAGGCGAACCUUCAAACUCAAAAGGUCACACCAGUGAAAUGAAAUGACUUGUACAAAAUAUAUUUUUGUUUUGUUUUUUUAUUAGGAUAUGAUGUAUUUUUUAAUAUCGUGGAGGAA